AUGCCGGCCACCGAGCAGACGCCCCUGGUCUCGGGGAAGCGCCGCUCCACCGGCAGUGGCUGGCAGCCCGCGUCGGAGGUGGCACGCGGCAUGGCGCAGAAGAAAUUGCGCGCGAGGCACGACCGCGGGAGCAUGAGCUAUCGCAAGUACUGCUAUUCCAUGAUGCGCUCGCAUUCUCACUCUUUGAGGGCGCGCGUCUUCCGUUCCAUCAUCACUGCACUGAUCAUCGUCAGCGUCAUAACAUUCGUGAUGGAUUCGGACAAGCACAUCCACCAGCGAUACGUCGGGGCAUUCAAUGUGAUUGAAGGUGUGACCUCAUGUGUGUUCAUGGCCGAGUAUUGUCUGCGCGUUUGGACCAUACCAGAGAGCUGCAGAUACCAUGGGACCGAUCCCCAUGUUGCACGCAUGCAGCUCAUGUUCUCUGCAGGCUCGGCAAUCGAUUUGCUCGCAAUUUUGCCAUGGUUCAUUGAGAGAUUUGCGCUGUGCGUCUGUGUCAUUGGCGGACGCGGCUGUGAUCUUCAGCUCCCGAACUUUUCUUUCCUGCGGAUAGUUCGUUUGUUCCGCUUGCUGAAAGCGCAGCCAAUUGUCAGUGCGUUUGAUGUGGUUGCGCGGGUGGUAUAUUACAACGCGGAAAUAUUAUUGGUGGCGUUUUUGAUUUGUCUGGUCAUGAUUCUUCGGGUCGGCGGAUCACGUCGACGCUCCUGUUCUACCUGGCCCCCCCCGGAGACGAGCAUGACGACUUCUCGUCGAUCCCUGCAACGAUGUACCUCUCGGUGA
Messenger RNA from Prorocentrum cordatum, 777 nucleotides. The record is from the annotation of a GenBank genome assembly. Lineage: Eukaryota; Dinophyceae; Prorocentrales; Prorocentraceae.